This is a messenger RNA of Anthonomus grandis grandis, 826 nucleotides long. It is a transcript of the gene spt4, whose product is annotated as transcription elongation factor SPT4. Bases 175 to 525 code for a protein of 116 amino acids. Gene Ontology annotation, molecular function: zinc ion binding; RNA polymerase II complex binding. The transcript has 4 exons. NCBI's taxonomy places the organism in Eukaryota, Metazoa, Arthropoda, Insecta, Coleoptera, Curculionidae. The record is from RefSeq and is a predicted model, not a curated record. Gene Ontology annotation, cellular component: nucleus; DSIF complex. Gene Ontology annotation, biological process: positive regulation of DNA-templated transcription, elongation; regulation of transcription elongation by RNA polymerase II; chromatin organization.
AUCGGCUCGAUAGACAUUUCUACCUGGAAUGUUUUUGUUGUGAAUUCAUUCCCUUUUCAACACAUUAUUUGUUUCUAACCCAGAGAAGGGCCUGAAAGUGAACUGUGUGAUUUUUGAAGAUUUAAGCCAUUCUACACGCUAGUUGAGCCUACUACAGAUACUAUUAAAACCAAAAUGACGUUGGAAACAAUCCCCAAGGACUUAAGAGGUCUUAGAGCAUGUCUGGUUUGUUCUUUGAUCAAGUCAUUUGACCAAUUUGAGUAUGAGGGAUGUGACAACUGUGAUGAAUUUUUACGAAUGAAAAACAAUAAGGACAAUGUUUAUGACUGUACUAGCUCAAACUUUGAUGGAAUGAUCGCGAUGAUGAGUCCAGAAGACAGCUGGGUCGCCAAAUGGCAAAGAAUCAAUCGUUUUUGUAAAGGUGUCUAUGCAAUCUCAGUUUCUGGUAGAUUACCAAAUGGAAUUAUAAGGGAAAUGAAAAGUCGUGGUAUUGUUUACAAGCCAAGAGAUACCAGUCAGAGAUAAAGGAGAAGCAUGUUACUUGUUUGUAUAACUUAGUUAGGCACCUGGUAGUUUUAUGUACGAGUUUCUAUAAAUGUAUGGAGUAAAUCAUUAAAUUUUUACGUACUAUGAAAAAACAGUUUUCUUUUUUUUUAAGAUGACAUUCAAAGUUUUACUUGUUAUUUUGCACUUUUUUAAACUGUUUUUAGAUUGGGUUCUUUAAGAACUAUUUUUAAAAUAGUUUAGAUUUUAUAUUCAUGUUAUAUUUGUACACCUUAAUAUAAAAUUUUUCAUAUAGCAAGGUAAUAUAAUUUAUAUCUUUUUA